GGUCAAGGCGGCGACGGCCACCGGAGCCAAGGAUGUCACUAGGCCAAGAGUGGUAUCAUUGGGGUUACCAGAUCUUGUCGCUCAGGCUCGCACUGGCGCUUUCUGGUUCUACCUUGGGACUGGCACCCACAGUAACAAUUGUCCGUGGCGAGUCGCUGGAAGCGCUUAUACUAUCGAGUAAAAGAGUAAAAAACCCAUAGUGAAUGAG
Aspergillus welwitschiae is the source of this 208-nucleotide messenger RNA. RefSeq lists its product as uncharacterized. The transcript is spliced from 2 exons. The record is from RefSeq and is a predicted model, not a curated record. NCBI's taxonomy places the organism in Eukaryota, Fungi, Ascomycota, Eurotiomycetes, Eurotiales, Aspergillaceae. Bases 33 to 200 code for a protein of 55 amino acids.